This is a messenger RNA of Dryobates pubescens (Downy woodpecker), 4043 nucleotides long. RefSeq names its product RNA binding motif protein 44 (gene RBM44). Gene Ontology annotation, biological process: G protein-coupled receptor signaling pathway; receptor internalization; cellular response to hormone stimulus. The record is from RefSeq and is a predicted model, not a curated record. NCBI's taxonomy places the organism in Eukaryota, Metazoa, Chordata, Aves, Piciformes, Picidae. Gene Ontology annotation, cellular component: membrane; cell surface; signaling receptor complex. Gene Ontology annotation, molecular function: coreceptor activity.
AUGGAGUUAGAAAAGAAGAGCAAUGUUGAAAACAAACCAAGGUGCUUCAAUCAGACCUCCCAGCUGUUUUCUUACUCUGAGGAAGCUGAGCAGAUGCUCGUCAGAGAUGUUGCACCAGAAGCUAACCACUCUGGCUUUGUCCAGGCAUGUUCUGCCAAUGUUUCAGUAUUAAACUGUUCAGAAGAAAACUUACCUUAUUUAAGUUCAUCGUUAGAUGCAGACAUUGAAAUGUAUAAUAAAAUGAGAAUGAGAAUUUGCUGUGCAGAGGCAGGUGAAAGCAAAGAAGCUGGUAUGUUGGGAAGGACAGGUGACAAUAUGCACUGUGACUGCGGAGUGUGUGAUGAUUGCAGGCAAAGCUGUUUAAGUGAAGAUUCACAGCUGCAGUAUCUCAGUGCUCAUGAGCAAGAUUUUGAUGAUAAGAAUAGUUCAAGUGAGUUUUCUGAGCAAAGGGAAACUACAGGAAUUGAAACUUUAAAGUGCAUAUCUCCAUUUAAUGAAGUUCCAAAGGGUGAAGUCACACAGGAACACAAUCUCAUUGACGUGUCAGAAGAUUGCUCUGCUUCUGAAUAUGGUGCAGGUGACCAGACCUGCCCCGAAGCAGCAAUGCCAGAGCUUGCUGACCAGCUUCAGGAUUCUCUGUUUCUGCCAGAUUCCAAUGACAUGACAUGCAAGCAUCAGGAAGAGCAGACAGAGUAUCAUAGCAUUGUCUGUGAAAGCCUGCUGGAAAGUCAUUCUUGUGGGAGAAAAGACAGAGUCUGUCCAAGUCUGCUUUUAUGUGACAGUGUAGAAAAUGGAGAAGUCAAAGACAUCCCACUGAGUGGUGAAAAGAAUGACAGACACAUUUGUCAUCUCAGUGAAGCAAGAUGGUCCUUUCCUGUCACCAGUGGAGAGGGCCUCUGCAGAGCCAUGCAGUUGUAUGAAUGUGCAGGUCACUCUGACUUCUACAGCUCUGAAGACCUGGGGGUGUGUGCACAUGGUGACGGCUGUCUUGACUGCGCUGCAAAGGGUGUUGAAACCCAAUUUCCAGUUGCUGAAAUUCUCACCACUGAGAAUCCCUUUUUUGAGGUGGAAGUUGCAGAUAAAUCCUCCUGUGGAAAUACCAGCUUUCUGAGCUCAGGGACGGAGUGUCGUGAAGCCUUGAAACACGUUCACAGUGACUUUGCAGUUAAUCAGGCUGUUGAUGCAAGCUCUGAUUUUAGAGCUUGCUUUACAACAAGUAGAAGUUCCAGUGCUCAGGUUUCUCUCUCAUCCAGAGCUGUUAAUACAGAGAUAACAAUGAUGAACAAAUCUCGGCCCAUGGGUUGUCACUAUGAAACCCAUACAGACAUUGCUUGUAAUACAGAGUGGUCAUGUGGAGCCAGUGGUACAGAGAAAGUUUGGUCACAGCUUACUGAGGUGCUAGAAGAACGCUCAGAAGGCAAUGCUGCAGCAGCUGAAAGAAGGUCACAAAUUCAGGAGCAGGAGAUAUCGAAAAAUGAGUUCUGUAGCAGCAGUGUAAAGAGAAAUACUGACAGGCCAAUAGAUCUUGACAAACAGGCUGUGAAGAAUUCUGCAUCAAGCCACUGUCAAAAGUUACUGCAGAGAGCAAUUGAAGCUGAAUUGCAGAUUCUAAAGACUCAUUAUUACAUGUGCUGUCAGCACUGCUUGAGGAUUUACAAACUGGCUUUGGAGGAAAGAAUCUGUUUUGGCAGAUGUAUUCAAAAUGCCGAAUUACGUUCAUCUGUCACAUUGGUUUUGGAAGAACUGAAAAAGAAAUACAUCAUCAUGAGAAUGCACAUAAACAGAGGUGUACCAUUAAAUGCUCUUCCACCACUAUCAGUUGAGAUUAAGUUACUCCAAAUCUCCUCUUCUUAUGUCCCCUGCAAGGAUAAUCCACAGACUCUGUGUUUCACUGAUGGCCAUCAGUCACAUGACUCAGCUUCCUCUAAGACAACUGAAAAACAGCAUGAGGAUCAGAAUGUGAAAUGUGGCAUUGAAAGGGAUGAUUAUUGGUUUGAAGCUAAGGAGGAUUUGACAGAAGCAGAUAGUUCAGUAAUAGCUGAAAAAACAAAAGAGCAACAAGAAAACCAAGAUACAGCUGAUUUAAGAGAUACAAAGACAGUGGAGAGUGGACGUGAGGACUUCAUUCCUGUUAGUGGUCCAAGUUCCUUAGUGCCAGAGGGUGAUUUAAGAUCAAAUGUCCAGGAGUAUCAGAUUUCAGACACUCUUACCUCUGUGACUUCUAGUAACUACAGCAGUCAAAGAAAUGGUCAAGAUAAAACACUCACUUCAGCCUCCAGUGCUGCAAAAGCACCUAAUGCCACCUCUGCUUCUGAGAAAAUGCAUCUCCUUCCUGGAACAACUUCAAACACUUCUUGCUUUACACAAGUACCUUCAGAAACAAAGUGCCCUGAUCUGAAAUCAUCUACGAAAGAUUCGAGAGAUAUUCAAAAGGAUACUGGAGAAGACCUUCUGCAGAAGACAUCUGCUUCUUUCUCCUCUAAUGCACAUGAUGCCUUUGUUUUGCCCAAUACACUGAACUUGAGCAGCUUUGACAAAUUAAUGAGGAAACUUAAAGAAAUGCAUCCAGAGGCUAGCAGAGACAAAAUUGUGGAUGCUCUGCUAGAAGUGAGGGAAAACAACAAGGGUGUCCUAAGUGGAUUGUCCAUCAGAUCUAUUGUGGAAAGGACCUCUGUAGUUCUGAGGAAAUCAACCCCCAGUUGUGGGUGUGGCUUUCCAAUUACGAAGACUCUGAUCAUCUCCCUUGAGAAGAGUUUUGCGAGUUCAUUCCUCCAGCUUGUUCUGGGAUCGUACUAUAAUCUGAUUCUGAAUAGUCUGUGGAAAUUCCGUGUAUCUUCUGAAUACCAGGGAGGCACAGGGGAGGGCUUCGUUACAGAAAACCAGGCUCAGAGCUGGCAGUGCUGGUGGACACAGUUACAUAAUGCUGAGCUGCAGCAGAGUCAUCUCGUGUCCGUUUUGACUCAGAAGCGUGUUGCGGACUGCAGAGUUCUGUCUUACGUCCUGGAAAGCGGAGCAGAGCUGCGACGGGCUUGGGGGAGGAUCCCACCCCGCAGGCGAGCUGGCUGCACGGCAGUGGAGAUGGCUCUGCUCCCGCGGCGAUUCCUCUGCUUCGUCCUGGCCCAUCACUUCAUCACGGCGACGGCGUGCCAGGAGGCCGACUACGGCUGGAUGAUUCGGCACUACUGCCUGAAGCAGUUCCAGCUCAGCAUGGAGGGCAUCGGCCAGCGCCUCUGGUGUGACUGGGACGAGACUGUGGGCACCUACGGGGAGCUGACGAACUGCACGGCCCUGAUCGCCGAGAGGCUCGACUGCUACUGGCCCAACCGGUUGGUGGAUGAGUUCUUCGUGGCCGUCCACAAGCAGUACUUCAGGAACUGCUCCCCCUCCGGCCGGGCGCUGCAUGACCCUCCCAACAGCAUUCUCUGCCCCUUCAUCUUGCUGCCUGUCCUCGUCACCCUGCUGAUGACCGCACUGGUGGUGUGGAGGAGCAAACGCAGCGAGGGCAUCGUGUAGGGACAUCCUGCCGCCAAUGCAGGGGCGGGAUGGGAUGGGGGGACCACCCCCUCAGAACAUGCUUGGUUUUUUGGGAAACCCUGGCAGAGGGGCAUCCUGUGGUGGGGGUUCCAAGCCCUGGAGGCAGAAACAGCAAUGCCACCGCUCCUCCCUCACCUGGUGCCGCGGUGCACCGCACACGUGCCUCUUGCCCAGCAGUUUCCAAACGAAUCCAUUGAAGACAUGGCUGCUUGGCGAGGCCCUCAUGGGCUGCCUUGGUGGCAGGAAGCCCUCUCGGGUUGCUGGGGAGCACAGCUCGCCCCGGGCAGCAGCACCGCCACAUCUCUGCUCAGCCUUUGACAGCUGCUUCCCCCAGCAUCGCGUGCCAGCAGAGGAAAAAGUCUAAAGAAAAAAGAAGAAGCAGAAGAAAAGAGGGCGGGGAGGGUGAAAUCCUGCUGGCCCUGUGGUGCUGGCCUGGCACUGGGAAGUGCCAGUGGUGGGUUGGUGGGUCUGGGACACAAAGCCACCACAGCUUCCCCUUCCUGUGUUUU